GAGGCGUGGCCGCUGAUAAAAAGCAGCAGCAGGUGACGGACGCAUCUGUGGAUCUCCUCUCCAGCGCUCAGGUUUGAAGUUUCACAAUGUAUAGGUGCAACCAAGGGGGACAGUGUUCUCAAGGGUGCCAUGGCCAUGGGCAUGGGCAUGGGCACGGGCACGGGCACGGGCACGGACACGGACACGGACACGGACAUGGACACGGGCAUUGCCAUGGACAUGGACAUGGACAUGGCGGUGGCCCUUGUCAAGGGUCUGGCCAUGGACAUGGACAUGGGUGUUGUCACAGGCGCAGGUUCAGGCACAAGCGUGGCCACAAGCACCGAAAGUGUCACAAGAAGGGGAGAGACACUCACGGGUCCUCCAGCAGCUCCUGCAGCAGUGACUCCGACUCUGACUAGAUGAAGAGUUCUGGAGAAAGCAAGCUGUCAACUGGAAACCUUCAUUCUCAUAACUUACACUGUCAUCUGUUUACCCUAUAGCCUAAGGUUGGGUUACAUUCACAUAUGAUCUUAAACAUGUUUGUAACUCAAAUAAAUUUGUGUUCUGGCCCAAGAAACACGCUUUUGUCAGAACAUAUGCAAAGCACACAUUGGUUCUGAUGUAAUGAAUUUUCAAUUUCAGUUUCAGCUUCAGCUUCACUCGUUAUCUCUAUUUACUUCUCUUUCUUAAGUGACGGGACUGUGUCCAGGUCCACUUUCUGAUGUGGUAGAGUAUAUGGGUUUUUAAACACUUUUGUGAUCAUGACAUCUUUCUAAUUAUCCUGAUGGAGUUUUUGUUCGUAGAAAAAUGAAACAAUCCUGAGCAAGAUCUCAGUUGGACCUGUGAGGGAGGGGGUGGGGUGGGGGGGUGGGGUUGGGUGUGACAUUUUUGCUCAUUGCUAGUGUCAUUCUUAAUAAUACCACUGGAUGGUGGUAAAUGGUGUGUAAUUUUCCAGACCUUUAGUCACUAAAGUCCUUUAGUGACUUAAAUAAUAAUAAUCCAAUCUUAUGUUAUCCUUAAUUGUGUUAAUAUAUUUUUUCAUCAAUAAAAAACUUCUUUAUCAA
Messenger RNA from Seriola aureovittata, 1046 nucleotides. RefSeq names its product putative per-hexamer repeat protein 5. The transcript is spliced from 4 exons. Lineage: Eukaryota; Metazoa; Chordata; Actinopteri; Carangiformes; Carangidae. Bases 130 to 405 code for a protein of 91 amino acids. The record is from RefSeq and is a predicted model, not a curated record.